UGGUACUUAUAGGUAGUUCAAAUCGAGUUUCAAUGCUUGGCGCCGCCAUUCGUGCUUAUAAUUACUUUAGCCAAAGUUGGUGCAGUACUCAACAAUGGGAUCAAUACCUGAAUGGAUCUUUGCACACUGUACCUUUAGACAUUCGUCGGUACUGGAGAUAAAAUAAUAAUGUAUUCUACCCCUCGUCCUCUUCAUUCUCUUUUUCAAAAACAAUAAUCUCGCGAAUGUUUGGCUUCGAUGAUCAUUCUUUUCACUAUCUUUCUUUCCGCAAACAAUACCACUCCCGGCUUCUCACAACCCUCACUCAAGACACACCUAAAGCACCACGUGGGGCAACCAGAUGAGAACCCUCGAUUUUGUGACGUCGCACGUCUCACCUGUUUCACGAUUAAUUACUUUCAUUGCACUGGACAAACAUGGGUAACAGGAACUGAGAAACAGAUCAGAUCAAUCAGAUGAUCGGAGUUGAUUCUUUCCUUGACAGUUGGACUGGACAGACCAUAGUUAACAUUAAACAAUCUUCCACAUGUGCUUGGUGUUUUCGUGCUCGCGCGAAUUUCAUGUCCUAGGUAGUCCUGUGAUUUAAUCAAAAUUGAGUGGUUCUUCUUUUUUUCUCCUUAAAUUACCUAAUAUACGAGUAUAAUCAUUUUUUUUCUCUAUUAAUUGAUUACAACAAAACGUUCAAAAUGAAUGGCGGUAUGAGAUCCUGCUUUAAGCUCUUUUUGGAGAACUAUUUGUCCAAAACCAAUGGUAGUCAACAGUUUCAAAUCUACUCUUGAACGCAGUUUCUCUUCGUCCUCGACACAAUUUGCUACUGAAAAUACUCGUAUUUCCUCACUAGUUGAAAAGAAAUUAUUGAGGCAUGUAGAAGAAAAAAUCAGCAAUGAAAAGGAAAAGACAGACUCAGUUUGCGGUUUCGAAAAAAAAGUAGACAAAAAUUAUCUUAUUUUUAGCAAAUCUCUUAACGAUGAAACAAUUGCGGUCAAGUUCAACACCAAUCAUUAUGUGAAAGUUGAAGAUUACAAGGAACCCACUGAUAACGGCGACAGUGAACCUUUCAAAUAUAAAAUAAACCCGAACUUCAGAGUUGAAAUCAAAAGAGGCAGUGCUACCCUAGGUUUUAACUGCAUCAUUGAAGAUGAUCAGUCUGAUGAUGGUUACAUGAGUCCUGGAAAACAUGAUUCGAGUUCUGAUUAUUAUGACACGACCUAUCGCUACUUUACGCGUUCUCAUAACGCUUAUGAUGAUAAUUGCAGUGAGAAGAAGACCACAACAAUUUCCGAAGAAAAUGAGAAGUCACAGCCAAACGUUCACCAAUGUCCGGAUACGAGUAUGUUCAUUAUUCAAAAUUACGCAUUUAACGAAGGAUCACUGAACGAAAACAAUUAUCAGUGCUGUGGUGUUGGCAACGUAAGAGAUGCGGCUAUGUAUAACAUAAUGAAGAAUCUGUUAAGAGAGAAAGGCAUCUGCGACGAAUUUCUGUCAGAGGUUAUAUUCCAUAGUAAAAUUCAUGAAACCGAUAAUCAUAGGUUUUUCAUAAAAAACCUCAAGAAGUUCAUGAAAGGUGAACCAGAUUCCUCAGAGGCAGCGGUCGGCGUUUUUAUAGGUCUUUUCCUAUUCGCAUUUUUCUUGUACUUGGAAUAUAGGCGCAAAUAGAAACUCCGAUCGCGCUACAACUACUAACCCAUCAAAACCGGGUUUGGCGCGUUGGUUCGGCGUUCAUGUGUUCAGCGCAUUCUCACAAACUGCUCUAUAAUGACUAACAUUUGAAAGACAAUCCUGCAUCUUUCCUUGUUAUUGAAAUUCAUAUUCUGAUCAACAAAUUUUCUGCUCAAGGUGUGAAUCGAACCUAAACCCUGUGAGAAUAACGGAUGCUGAAUUUCAUUUUACCCUUAUGGCGUUUUUUCGAAAACUGAUUCAACCGAAAUCCUACUAAACCGUGACCAAUCGGCUGAGCAGGUCAAAAAUAGGGUACAAACCAAAUAAUACGAUUUUUGAUUUUUUUUCACAGAUAAAUAAUUACUGGAGAAAAUUUUGGAUUUUAACCGGUAUACGAAGAUUUGGGUAAUACGUGUCUAAAUCGAUCAAAAAGGUCGCAAAAAUGAUGCAUCCUAGUUUAUAAUUGCUGAAUUUCAUUUUUUUCCUAUUCACCAGAGUUUUUUUUUUAAAAACUGGAGAAACUGAAAAUCUGCUGGCGGCUCCAGAUCGGCUUGAAACAGUCUCCAAUCGACUCAGGAGAUCGAAAAUAGGUAUAAACCAAAUAUCAGCUUUCUAGGUCAAAUCCUAACAUAAUUAUCUAACUACCCUAUAGCUAUGCGAACAGAUACUCUACAAGGGUUUAAAAUCAUGUAAGUAAUGUGUGGUAUCAUCAAGUAGGUACACUAGAUUGUCAAUAUCAUAAGUAAUUCAGCUGUGGAAUUCAAAGCAUGGAAAGUCAAAUUAUGUACUCGUACAUAGGUACUUACAACAAUUUCUUUAAAAUCUUUUUUUCUUAUAUUUUUCUUUUCUCCCUAAUGUGCAUAAAUGAGGAAAAAUUGAGUAGGUAUACCUAAUUUUUUACGCACAUGAUUUUUUUUUUGAUGAUUUGCUGAAAUUUUAAAAUGUUAUUUGCAUGAAAUACCUACAUAUUGAACCUAAACGAAUAGAUAGGUAACUAAUUUUUGAAAAAAAUUAUUGAGCUUAAAUUUCUGGAAAUGAAUUUUACUUUGCUAGGUAAUAAAUUAGCAUGAAAAAAUAGAAUAAUUAUUGUUUUAAUGUGUAGAUGCAUGAAUUUUUGAUGAUCUGUUGAGCAGAUCAAUUUUUUUCAACUUACCUAUUUAUGAUACCUAACAAAUUGAAAACGUUUAAUUAUAUGUACGUAAUAAGAGUUCUCGAUAUGUAGUGUACAAUGAAAAAGGAAUACAAGUGAUAUCAGUGAAAAUACUGCUACCGCUUUCCAGACACUGAAUGGAAAGCAUUGAAAUUCUUACCUAAGUAUGGCAAAAUAUCGAAAGAUAAUCAUUUCUCAAAGAGUUGGUGCCAAGUUUUUGGUAAUCAUUGCCAAUUUCAGAUCAUUAUUACGUAUUUAUGGCGAUCCGCACAGGCAAAAUUCCAUUUCAUCAAUUAAAACAACUACUUACCUACUUUUCUACCGUGAAAUUUGGAUUUCAUCAGCAGUAGUAUAGGUAUAUCAAUAUCAUUAAUCAGUGAUUGUAAUUUGUAAUCAUUUUGCGGACGAAUAAAAUAAUAUGCUUAUAAAACUCGUCAACAGUUUGAAAAUCGAGACAUAGGUACCAAAAACUAAAUAGAAUGAUGGGAUAUUCCGCCCACUCUACUCUUGAAGGCCCGGAAACCAUCAAAAAUUGAUUCGAUUUUUCAUAGUUUUGAGGGCACGAAACUUCGAAAAUUGAUUCAAUUUUUCGUAGUUUGAGGGUCAUGCAAGCUCCAAAAAUUAAUUUGCUUCUUAUAGUAUGGAGACCCUGUGUAUUCUAGUAAAUAAUUUGAAAUACUUAUCAUAAUUUGGAGGCCACGUUAGCUUCUAAAGUCUACUUGAAAUUUUGUAGCUUGGAGCUCAUGUAUGUAGGUAAAUAAUUGCGAACUCCAAAAAAAAUGAUUCGAUUUUUCAUUAUAGUUUAGGGACUAUGCAAGCUGUAAAAAUCAAUUUGAAAUUUUGUAAUGGGUAGAUAAUUAUAAAGACCAAUACAAACACCAAUAAUUGAUUUGAGUUUUCAUAGUUUAGAGGCCAUGUACUUAAGCUACAAAAAUCAGUUUGAAAUCACGUAAUUUGAAAGCUAUGCAAACUUUAAAAAUUCAACGUUUUUUGAUGCAUUUUUCAAGAAGUUUUUUUUCCUAUUUUUUCAACAUCAAUCGCGGUAUGAAUUUUGAACCUAAAAUAACAUUACCUGUUUUUAAAACUGAUAUCACAAAUGCUAUUUAGUAUAGGUAUAGUUAUCAAUUUCCUUUCCUUUGGAGGAUGACGCAAUUACAAGUACCUAUUACCGACUCGUACAAUUAUUGCCUUAUUUUCUAUCUAAUAUUCUAACGCUAGGAGCAACUUCAGAAUGUAGGUAUGAAUGAUCUCACUAUUGUUUUAUCCCGAUGAUUUUAGACUUUUCCCCGUGUCUUUCCCUUCUGCAUAGACUGCAUAUCAAUACCUUAAACCUUCGUGGUGAAAGAAAAUAGAAAAAGGAAAGAUGAGAACCUCCGAUUUUGUGACGUCACAUUCGCGCGUGUUUCAUGAGUUAUUCUGGACCCGAACAGAUGAUCAGUUAACAUUAAAAUCUUCCCUGUGAACGGUGUUUUCGUGCUCGCGUAUACGCGUAUUUCAUGUGAAACUCGAGUGGUUUAUAUUUUUCCCCUUUAAAUUACCUAUAUUUAUAUGCGUUAAGUAUAAUUUUUUUCUUAAUCGAUUGGUUGCAACAUAAAGCAUUCAAAAUGAAUGGUAAUAUAAGACACUGCUUUAAGCUGUGCUCCAGCUCGAUUUUAUCAAAUUUGAAACAAAAUACUCAGCCGGAAAUGGCGAAACGACUGUACAACACUUUUUGGAGAACUAUUAGCCCGAAACCAAUGUUAGUUAACAAUUUCAAAUCUAUUCUUGACCGCAGUUUCUCCUCGUCCUCGGCACAAUUUUCUACUGAAAAUAUUUUCUCACCAAUUGAAAAGAAAUUAUUGGAGCACACAGAACAAGAAAUCGCCCAACCCCAAGGAGAGCAAAAAACAGACUCUAAAGUUUGCGGUUUCGAAAAAAAAGUAGAUAAGAGUGAUCUUAUUUUUAGCAAAUCUCUUCCCAAUCAAAAAAUUUUGGUCACAUUUAACACCAAUCAUUAUGUAAAGGUUGAAGACCACAAGGAACCCAUUAACAAUGAGACUGACGGCGAACCUUUCAAAUAUAAAAUAAACCCGAACUUCAGAGUUGAAAUCCAAAGAAAGAAUAAUACUACCCUUGGUUUUGAAUGCAUUCUUACUCAAAAUGGUACUAAUGAAAAUCACAUUCAAGAAUGCCCAGAUACGAGUAUGUUCAUUAUUCGAAAUUACGCAUUUAACAAAGGACAGCUGAACGAAAACAAUUAUCAGUGCUGUGGUGUUGGUAACGUAAGAGAUGCGGCUUUGUAUAACAUAAUGAAGAAUUUGUUGAAAGAAAAAGGCAUCUGCGACGAAUUUCUGUCUGAAGUUAUAUUCCAUGGUAAAAUUCAUGAAACCGAUAAUCAUAGUUACUUUAUAAACAACCUGAAGAAGUUCGUGAGCGAUGAAACAACGUGGGCUGUCUCACAGGAAGAAUUUAAUACUUAUCCGAGGAGAUUACUGAACUAUGUUUUAAUUUUCUGCAUAUUAUGGAAUUGUUACAGAUUUUGGAGGCUAUAAUUUAGUAGAGAGUAGAUAGUUUUCGGAUCAAGUUUGUGUCAGGAUGAAUAGGUACAUAAGAAAAUAGGUAAACGUAAAUAGGAAGUAGGAUGAAGAAUGAGAACGAGACUGGAGAUUGGGGAACGACUUUUAGGAUAAAUUAAAAUUUUGUGACUCAACACAUAGGUACUCGUAUGUUAUUGAAUACUUUGUUUUUCAUCAUCCGAAAAUAAAAAUACUUCUUAUUUAUAUUUGUAAUUAACGAAUUGUUAAUUAGAAAAGGAAAAAUAAACCAAGGGGCGGGACAUAGUCUCAAAAAGGUAAUAUGAUUCAAAAAUAACUCAAAAAUUCAAUAAUUCUAAAUUCUCAUCUUCAACUUAAAUCCGAUGAACUUCUAAAAGGAAAAUACAAAAAUAGGUGAAAGCUCAAAAAUCAAGCUAAUUCAAAAAUUUGGAGAAAGAUCAGAGAUCUCAAGAUUCAUAGGUAAUACAUAAUCGAAUCAAAUCAAUAUUAUACGUCAUACUUUAUCUAAAUCAAAUUUGCCUAUAUCAUAAUUUUAAAUCUAAGGGGAAACUAGUCAAUGUCGGUAAAUAAGUAUGUACCUCUACCUACAAACUAUUAUGAUAGCUGACGCUUCACGGAAAGAGUCUUUCCUUACAUACAUAUCUAUUUAUUCCACGAUUCCAUCAACAUUUUCAUCAUAGGUAAUACCAAUUUCAGUGAAAAUAUCGCCAGCAUUGAAAUACCAGUACCAAAAAUGAAUUCAAAGUGGUCAUUACUGUAACCUUUGAGCAAAGUGAAAAAUGAAUUGUAUGGUGCUUUGGAUGAAAUUCGAGUGUAAGCAUUUCUUGGACGAAUAAACGCUUAUGAAACUCACCAACAGUUCGAAAAUGAAGAUAAUGAUAUGGUACCAAAAUCUGAAUAGGUAGAUGAUGAGAUAUUCCGCCCACUCGCCUCUCAAAGGCCGUGCAAACUUCAUAAAAUUGAUUCGAUUUUUCAUGCAGUUUUAAGGGUACCUAUGCAAGCUUCGAAAAUUGAAAUUGAAUUCAAUUUUUCUUAGUUUGAGGGUCAUACAAGCUGUAAGAAUUUAUUCGUUUUUAUUUUGGAUGGCAUGCGAGCUCCAAAAAUUAAUUUGAAAUUUUAUAAUUUGGGGCCGAUGCAAACUCCAAAUAUAGAUUUAAUUUUUCAUAUUAUGGAGCCCAUGCAAACUAAAUUUAUUCGAGUUUUCAUGGUUUGGAAGCCAUGCAAUUGCGAGUUCCAAAAAUGAUUUGAUUUUUCAUGGUUUAGAGACCUUGCAAGCUGCAAAAAUCAAUUUGAGAUCUCGUAAUUUGAAGGUCAUGAAAACUUAAAAAAUUUAAUGCUUUUAGAUGCAUUUUUCAAGUUUUCCCGCACUCUUUCAACAUUGAUUUUAUCAACCUAAAACAACGUCGUCUGCUUUUAAAACUGAAAUCACGAAACCUAUUUUGUAUACAGUUGUCAAUUUCCUUUCCAUUGGGGGAUGUCGCAACAAGAAAUAAAAUCACGAGUACAAAUUCUUGUCAAAUCUUCAUGAAGUAGGUCUAGGUACCUAUACUUAUAUGUAGUUCAAUUCAAUAUCAAUUUUCACUGACUGGCACCGCCAUUCCUGUUUAUAAUUACUUUAGCCAAAGUUGGUACAGUACUUUAACAAUGGGAUCAAUAGAUGGAUCGUUGCACGCUGUAGGUAAGUACAUUAGUACAUAGUAGUACUUUAGACAUUAGGUACUGGAGAUAAAGAAUAAUGUUUUCUACCCCUCGACCUUCUCGAUCUUUUUUUCAAAUACAAUAGUCUCUACUGUUUGGUCUUGAGGAUUUUAGGCAUUCUUUUCCCUAUCUUUCCAUCUGCAAACAAUACCACUCCCCGCCACGCACGUCUCAACCCUCGAAACCGAAUCACACCUAGAGCACCACGUGGUGUAACCAGAUGAGAACCCCCGAUUUUGUGACGUCGCACUCACACCUGUUUCACGAGUGAUUUCUUUCGUUGGACCGUUAGACUGGACAGAUCACAGUUUGUUAACAUCUAAAAGUAGUCCACGUGCGCUUGGUGGUUUCGUUCUUGUAUCAUUUUAUGGGUACUAGUUUGAUUUAAUUAAAAUUGAGUGGUUUUUCUUUUUUCCUCUUAAAUUACCUAACCAUAUUUAAAUUAUCAUUUUUUUUCUUAAUCAAUUGGUUGCAACAACGCGUUCAAAAUGAAUAGUGGUAUGAGAUCCUGCUUUAGGCUGUGCUCCGACUCGAUUUUAUCAAAAUUGAAACAAAAUAUCCAGCCUGAAAUGGCGAAACAACGACUGUACAGCACUUUUUGGAGAACUAUUAGCUCAAAACAAAUGGUAGCCAGUAAUUUCAAAUCUACUCUUGACCACCGUUUCUCCUCGUCUGCGACACAAUUUGCUACUAAAAAUAUUUCCUCACCAGUUGAAACGAAAUUACUGGAGCAUGUAGAAAAGAAAAUGCCCAAAGAAAAGGAAAAUGCAGACUCAGUUUGCGGUUUCGAAAAAAAAGUAGACAAGAGUGAUCUUAUUUUUAGCAAAUCUCUUCCAAAUGAAAAAAUUUUGGCCAGGUUUAACACCAAUCAUUAUGUAAAGGUUGAAGAUUACAAGGAACCCAUUGGCAAUGAGACUGGCGCUGAUAGUGAAUCUUUUGAAUAUAAAAUAAACCCGAAUUUCAGAGUUGAAAUCACAAGAGGCAGUACUACACUAGGUUUUGAUUGCAUCAUUCAAGAUGAUCACUCCGAUGAUGGUUGCAUAAGUUCUGGAAAAUAUGAUACGAGUUCUGAUGAUGAUGGUUGUAAUCAGAAGAAGAUGGCAAAAAUUUCCAAAGAUAAUGAAAAGUUACAGCCAAACGUUCUCCAAUGUCCAGAUACGAGUAUGUUCAUUAUUCGAAAUUACGCAUUUAACGAAGGACAACUGAACGAAAACAAUUAUCAGUGCUGUGGUGUUGGCAACGUAAGAGAUGCAGCAAUGUAUAACAUAAUGAAGAAUUUGUUAAGAGAGAAAGGCAUCUGCGACGAAUUUCUUAGUGAAGUUAUAUUCCAUGGUAAAAAUCACGAAACUGACAAUCAUGGUUUUUUUAUUAAAAACCUCAAGAAAUUCAUGAAAGGUGAAACAGUUUGUGGACCAUCGGGUCGUGUUGCUGUUUUCCUUGCGAAUUCACGUGCUGUUCAAUUAUUAGUUUCUGCUGGUCUUCUUGUAUUUUGUGCAUGUGCUUUUGUAUUAGUAUUUUCUGCUGGUGUUCUUGCAUUUAUUGCAUAUGCUUCUGGAUUAGCUUACGUAUGCUAUAAGUACCUAGGUAUAUAGGUAUUGAACUAAACGAAUAAAUUUGAAAACAAAAUUAUUGAGCCCAAAUUUCUGGAAAUGAAGUUUACUUUGCUAUAGUUAAGUAACAUUUUUUUUUUACAAAACUGUUUCAACACCUGUCACGAAUUCUUCAUUUCUGAAUUUUCAAAAAACGAGGAAAAUAAAUUUUAAAUAUAUUUAGGUAGUUAUUCUGUGUAUUUCAGAAGAAAAAAUUUAAAAUUUUGAAAUUUGAGAAUUUACUUUUCAAUCAUUUACAUAUCUACGUGAUUCAACAAUUUCCUUCCAAAGUAAAAAUAAUUUCUAAAGAACUUGUGUAUUGUAUGGAAUCAUCAAGUACCUACAUUCUAAUACGAAUAUUGUUACUUAAUAUCAAAGUUACCAUACGCAGGUACUUAAUUCAAAUUUGAUAAAUUUCCAAAGUUUGAAAUGUCAAAUUUCUAUCUUCACAACAACUGAUAUUUUAUCUUAUAUUUUUUCUGUAUGAUGAAACAUGAAAAAAUAGACAAAUUUUUGUUUUAAUGUGCACACGAUUUUUUGAUGAUCUAGCUGAGCAGAUCAGUUUUUUUCAACUUAAUACCUACCUACCUUUCAAAAUGUUUAAUUAUACAUAAUAAGAGUUCUUAAUAUGUAAUGUUAGUACAAUAAAAAAGGAAUACAAGUGA
Molecule: messenger RNA, 9295 nt
Organism: Planococcus citri (citrus mealybug)
Lineage: Eukaryota; Metazoa; Arthropoda; Insecta; Hemiptera; Pseudococcidae
Exons: 16
Coding region: 748-1656 (302 amino acids)
Biological process (GO): cytosolic ribosome assembly
Cellular component (GO): mitochondrial matrix
Source: RefSeq, a predicted model, not a curated record